Molecule: messenger RNA, 516 nt
Organism: Rhipicephalus microplus (southern cattle tick)
Lineage: Eukaryota; Metazoa; Arthropoda; Arachnida; Ixodida; Ixodidae
Product: endothelin-converting enzyme 1-like
Biological process (GO): protein processing
Cellular component (GO): plasma membrane
Molecular function (GO): metalloendopeptidase activity
Source: RefSeq, a predicted model, not a curated record
CCGAGGUCACCUCGAGUUGGUUGAGCAGGGAAGUCCAAAAUGCAUUCAACCGACGUGCACUUCAUUGUCUGCCUGGUGGCGUCAGCAUAUUUCCCGAAGUUCCGGCGAUGGAAGUGGCGUACGAGGCCUUCAAGCGACGCAUCGACAAAAACAAUACCCAGCUAUCAGAGGAUUUGACAGAAGAGAAAGUGUUCUUCAUUACGGCCUGCCUCUCAACUUGUGCCAGGACGCCGUCCGACAACCUUUUUGGCGGGGACUGCAACAAGGCCGUCAUGAACUUUGCACCGUUUGCCGAGGCCUUCAAAUGUCCCGCGGGUUCAAAGAUGAACCCGAAAAAGAAGUGCUCGUAUUACGACUGAUUUCGCGACACUUAUUGAUUUCGUGGCCAACGUCAAGUCUGCCAAGCUUAUCGCGAUUCAUAGCGUUCUUGGACAAAAUGUGCUAUUUCACGCUGCGCAGGUUUUUAAGACUGUGACGCUCCUGAAUUGCAUGGCUAAUUCGUUCCAUAUCUUUUUU